AAUGUCAUCAGGCAUGUCACUCGUGUAGCGGAUGUAAAAGAAGAUGAAUUGGAGGCUUUAUAUGAAAAACGUUUACGAAAGAAGGUGCAGCAGAAAGAAAGUGACAAAAUUGGGCUUCAAGUUGAUCGAGUUGAUGCCCUUCCUGUCAAAACUUUAGAUGGCAAACUUUACUACCGGACAUUGCCAAAAACAUCAGGAAUAUUUGAAAAUGGUGAAAUCGAAGAUGAAGAUGGUGGUGUUGGAAAGGAUGGUGUAGACAAAAGCAUAAUUAAGCUGACAAAAGCAGAAAGGAGGGCAAAACUUAAAAAAGGUAAGAAAGAUGCUAAGAAGCAGGGGAAAGAUUUGUCUCAAACCGAACAAGUGCAGCAAACGCCACAGGCAGCAAUACUGGCAGAGGUGAAAGAAGAUCUAACAGCUGAAGAAGCGCUCGAAAGUAAAAAACGUAAGCUUGCAGAGCUAGGAAUGGCCUUGCUUUCAGACCCAGAUUCCAAUAUAAGAUCUCUGAAGGAGAUGCUACAAAUCUCUACAGAUGACAACCAUUCUGUUGUCAAACUUGGGUUGUUAUCUUUAUUGGCAGUUUUUAAGGACAUUAUCCCUGGUUAUCGAAUUAGACUUCCAACUGAGAAGGAGUUAGAGAUGAAAGUUUCCAAGGAGACACAAAAGAUGCGACUCUAUGAAUCAACACUUUUGAAAGCUUACAAGGCAUACCUGCAGAAGUUGCUUGCAUUGGAAAAGCAAGUCGUAUGUCAUCACGUGGCCUUGCGCUGUAUCUGUACUUUGCUUGAUGCAGUGCCCCACUUCAACUUCCGUGAAAGCUUAUUAGGUGCUGUUGUCAAAAAUAUCAGCUCCCAAGAUGAUGUCAUAAGGAGACUCUGUUGUUCUACUGUUAGGUCGCUCUUUGCUAAUGAGGGAAAGCAUGGUGGUGAAGCUACCAUGGAAACUCUUCGAUUAAUUGCAGACCAUGUGAAGACAAAUAAUUGUCAAUUGCAUCCUGAUUCUGUUGAGACAAUGGAAGAUGACCAUUUAUAGGCUAAAUGCAAUAAGGGAAACGUUCUUGUUGGCGGAAUCAACUUGUCGAAAUUACGCGGUUGGUGAGCACGACGUCCGUCGCAGGAUGAAAUGAAGAUGGCUGAAGCAUCGGCUGCGGGAUUGAUGAGCUGAUCAGGAUUGACAAACCCAGCCCUAUUUUUCUUAUUAUGUUGUGUUUUUGUGUGAAUUUCCUAACUUACCCUUCCUUUUACUUUACCCUAAAUGAUUCCUGACAGGGUGUCGGAUUCUAGACGACUGAGAAGGCUGCAGUCCAGUAUUAAUUACGGCAAUUCAAGAAGAGGGAAAAAGAAGGGAGAGGAGGUGCUUGAAGAUGUUUGAUCCAUGUUUGGUUGCCUUAUUUCAUGGAAUAUUAGGAGGAUAAACAACUAUAAGAAGAGACAAGUUAUAAGAAUUUGUUUGAAUAGAUGAAAGCCUGAUGUGAUUUGCCUUCAGAAAUCUAAAAUGGAAUAUAUUUCUGACUGAAUUGUCCGUGAUCUUUGGAAGAAUAGGGAGAUUGGUUGGAAAGAUCUUCCUGUAAGGGGAACAUCUGGUGGGUUUUGAUCCUUUAGAAGGAUGGGGUUCUUAAAUGUGAGGAGGUGAUGUUGGGGGAAUGCUCUAUUUCAUGCCUGUAUGAAGAUUGUAGAAAUGAGUGGAAACGGGUAUUCACUAGUGUCUGCAACAGAGGUGGAGAGAGGGUUUCCCUGUGGAAGGACUUGGAGGAUUGCAAACAAAAAUGGGACUACCCGUGGGUUGUGAGAAGAUUUUAAUAUGAUUUUGUAUAGACAUAGUAGGUCCAGAGAUCAUUUCUUAAGGGUUUGAAUAGAAGAAUUUAAGGAGACUCUUGAUAGAAUUGUUGGAUUUACCUCUUAUUGGAGGUAAAUGAACAUGGUCAAAUCAGAGACUCAAUUCUGCUUGUUAAAGAAUUGACAGGCUUUUGGUGUUGGUUACCUGCCACCUGCAAAUUAAGGACUAUGCCAAAAACUUCUGCAACUGACCAUUUCUAAUUAUUUCUCUAUUUUAACUUGUCUCUGAUGGGGGAUCAUGUGGGGUCCUUGCCCAUUCAGGUUAAUGACUUUUGUGAUAAGAUCAGCCCAUUCAGGUUAAUGACUUUUGUGAUAAGAUCAGCAAUUGGUGGAGAGAGGUUAUGGUGAAUGGUAGGGCUAGCUUUAGGGUGGUUUAGAAGAUGAAGGUGAUGAAGACUAAAAUUAAAAAGUGGAGCAAGGAGGAGGGAGGAGUAAGGGAAUGUAUACUCAAUCUGUACUACAGGACAUUGAGGCCAUUGAUAGAUGUAGGGGGAGGGUGUUCUGUCCGAUGUUUACAAGGAUAAGUUCCAAUUGGUAAACAAAUUACAAAUGGAAGAGAUAUCUUGGAGACAAAAAUCGAGUUUAGGUGGACAAAGGAGGAGGAUAGGAAUACAAAAUCUUUCCAUAGUAUGGCAAAUCAUCAUAGAAUGACUAAUUAUGUGGAGGAGAUGGAGAUAGAUGACCAAAUUGUGAAGGGUAAUGAACAAUUUAGGCAAGGGGUCAUGGAAUUCUUUGGUAGAUUAUGUUGCGAGGAGCUAAACUGGAGACCUAAGUUGGAUGGUCCUCCUACCAUCAGAGACCUGGGUUUAAUUGGGUACCAAAUUUCAAUUAUUGCUCCUCCUUUCCUCUCGCCACAAAGCACCGAUUGAAAUUUUGUCUGUCUUGUAGUACAGUAAAUUGGAGUUUCCAUCAU
Messenger RNA from Carica papaya (papaya), 2745 nucleotides. The record is from RefSeq and is a predicted model, not a curated record. Lineage: Eukaryota; Viridiplantae; Streptophyta; Magnoliopsida; Brassicales; Caricaceae.